Molecule: messenger RNA, 690 nt
Organism: Dioscorea cayenensis subsp. rotundata (Guinea yam)
Lineage: Eukaryota; Viridiplantae; Streptophyta; Magnoliopsida; Dioscoreales; Dioscoreaceae
Product: binding partner of ACD11 1-like
Exons: 3
Coding region: 1-690 (229 amino acids)
Source: RefSeq, a predicted model, not a curated record
AUGAAGCGUGUGGUCACCGGCUGGCACGUGUGCGUCGGCGCCGCACGCGCGGGUGGUGGGGAAGUGGGUACUGAAAGGAACAUCCUGUCCGCUGGUUCUGCUGUCAAGAAGAUUGAGGAUAUUGUGAGAAGUAUGCUUGCCAUGGGAUAUGUUCUCGGAAAGGAUGCUCUCAACAAGGUAAAGUCCUUUGACGAGCAGCACCAUCUUACAUCAAGUGCCUCAGCUACACUUCUCCAACCAUCAGUGGCAUCCCUGGACAGCAAGAUUGGCCUUAGUGAAAAGAUUAGCAUGGGCACUUCAUUGAUCACUGGGAAGUUAAAGGAAGUGGACAAACGAUUCCAGGUCACUGAGAUCACCAAAUUGGCCAUUACAGCCACUGAGCAGACAGCUACCAGUGCAGGAUCUACACUCAUGAGCAAUCAAUAUGUUUCAACAGGGGCUUCAUGGCUCUCAAGUGCAUUCAAUAAGGUUGUGAAGGCAGCUAGUGAUCUGAGUGUCAUGACUCAAGACAAGGUGGACAAAGCUGAAGAGGAGAAGCAAGAGAAUAGCAGUAGGGAGAGGACGGGGAUGGUGAGCGAGAAUGCUCAGCUGCACUUUGAUGAGACAUCACUGGAUGAUUCUCCGACUGUCCCGGUUUCUUAUCAUGUUGAGAAGAGUAACCAUGUUAUCAUAUUAUUAUCUGAAAUCUAG